Molecule: messenger RNA, 1162 nt
Organism: Hevea brasiliensis (rubber tree)
Lineage: Eukaryota; Viridiplantae; Streptophyta; Magnoliopsida; Malpighiales; Euphorbiaceae
Product: metalloendoproteinase 3-MMP-like
Exons: 1
Coding region: 72-998 (308 amino acids)
Biological process (GO): extracellular matrix organization; proteolysis; collagen catabolic process
Cellular component (GO): extracellular matrix
Molecular function (GO): zinc ion binding; metalloendopeptidase activity
Source: RefSeq, a predicted model, not a curated record
CCCACCAAACAUAAGCACUAAUUUCCAACCUCAAUUGAAACCAAGUGCUAGAAUUUGACCAUUUCAAUCUAAUGGUUCCUAAAACCUUCCCACUUUUGAGUGCCAUUUUGCUCCUCUUCUUGAUGAACCUGAUAAACACCAUCCAAUCAAAACCAAAUGGAGAUCCUUUUGGGUUCAUCCAACACCUAGAGGGAUGCCACAAGGGUGAAUCCAUAAGUGGGCUCAAAGACCUUAAACGUUAUCUUGAGAGGUUUGGGUACUUAAAGUAUGCUAAUAAUAGUAGCAACAACCAUGCAAAUGACGAUGAGUUCAAUGAUCUUUUAGAGGCAGCAAUCAAGGAUUACCAGCACAAUUAUCACCUGAAUGCCACUGGAGUCCUGGACAAUAGCACAGUGUCUCAGAUGAUGAAGCCUAGAUGUGGGGUGCCAGAUGUUGUCAAAAAUGGCACAAAUAAUCACUACCAUAAUCCCAAAUCCAUCCACUCAGUAGCCCAUUACAAUUUCUUCCCUGGACCCCGAAGAUGGCCUCCAGAGAGAAGCCAUUUAAGAUACAGGUUUCGUUCUAGUGUCCAAGUCCCUGGAGCAGAGAACUUCAGGUCUAUAUGUGCACAAGCUUUUCAGAGAUGGGCACAAGUUACCCACUUCACAUUCGAGGAAGUUGCUGCCAAUUCUGAGGCAGAAAUAGAGAUCGGAUUCCACAGAAGGUUCCAUGGAGAUGGGAGCCCUUUCGAUGGAAGGUCAGGGACUUUAGCACAUGCAACUGCACCAACUAAUGGAAGGUGUCAUUUUGAUGGAGAUGAAAUUUGGAGUGCGAAUCCUGGACCUAAUGAGGUUGACCUAGAAUCAGUUGCAGUUCAUGAAAUAGGACAUCUUUUGGGUCUGGACCAUAGUGAAGACCCAAAUGCUAUCAUGUAUUCAACCUUCAGUUAUGGGAUUACCAAAAGGGAUUUGAGUACUGAUGAUGUUCAAGGAAUUCGUACUCUAUAUGGAUUACAGUGAUGGGUGCAUUACCCUUAUAUAUUAUAAUAAGAGCAACCGAGAUCCAAUGAGCUUUGGAGGAUUAGUGUUACAUGUUAAACAAUGUUUAAAUGCAAUAUUUCUUAUAAUUCUCAUUUGUAUCACAUGGAAAUAUAUAUACAAAAGAAUACCAUGAUUAUUGAAAA